UGCGUAUGACAAGCUCGCACGUUUUAGCCAAUCUCUCACGAACGAUACCGGCGCGUUUCCUACACUCGCUCUUCUCUCCUCCUCCUCCUCCCUUAUAUUACUUACCCUCGAACUACUUCGUAUCAACCUUUAGACAAACUCACUCGUCACACAUUCUACUCAUCGUUGUGUUCUGUGUUAUAUAUACACUACACACGCUUAUUAUAUAGUAAUAUAGAUAAAAUAUUAUUUCGAGUGAGUUUUCUCAAAGAUAUGAAUUUAUUUACAAGAGCAUCACCGAGGGAUAAGAAGUCCAAUCUUUAUUACAUAACCGUCAUAGGGCUCCUCUGCAUCGGUAGCUACCUUCUCGGAAUCUGGCGGACGUCAUCGGUCAUCCCACGCGCCGCCUUUGAUUACUCAAGCGGCCCACCGUGCGAGAAAUUCUCCAAAACCAUUUCCACCAGAGAUCUCGACUUCAACGCGCACCACAACCCUCACGAUCCACCUCCGGUGAAGGCAGCCGCCGUGUCUUUCCCGUCGUGCGGCGCUCAACUGAGCGAGCACACGCCGUGCGAAGACGCCAAGCGAUCGCUGAAGUUCCCUCGGAAGAGGUUGGAGUACAGGCAAAGGCAUUGUCCCGAGAGGGAGGAGGUUUUAAAGUGCCGUAUUCCGGCGCCGUACGGUUACAAGACGCCGUUCCGGUGGCCGGAGAGCCGCGACGUGGCGUGGUUCGCGAAUGUGCCUCACACGGAGCUUACGGUUGAGAAAAAGAACCAGAACUGGGUCCGGUACGAGAAUGAUCGGUUUUGGUUUCCUGGUGGCGGUACGAUGUUUCCAAGUGGUGCUGAUGCGUACAUUGACGAUAUCGGACGGUUGAUUGAUCUCAGUGACGGUUCGAUUCGUACAGCCAUUGAUACCGGUUGUGGGGUGGCUAGCUUUGGUGCAUAUCUUCUAUCAAGAAACAUCACAACAAUGUCAUUUGCUCCAAGAGACACACACGAAGCUCAAGUUCAGUUCGCACUUGAACGUGGCGUGCCGGCCAUGAUAGGAAUCAUGGCCACAAUCCGCUUACCAUACCCUUCUAGAGCCUUUGACUUAGCACAUUGCUCUCGUUGCCUUAUCCCUUGGGGACAAAACGGUGGGGUUUACUUGAUGGAGGUGGAUAGGGUUUUAAGACCAGGAGGGUACUGGAUACUGUCUGGACCGCCGAUUAAUUGGCAGAACCGUUGGAAAGGAUGGGAAAGGACGAUGGAUGAUUUAAACGCAGAGCAGACACAGAUCGAGCAGGUUGCGAGAAGCUUGUGUUGGAAGAAAGUUGUUCAGAGAGAUGAUCUUGCUAUCUGGCAAAAACCCUUUAACCACGUUCACUGUAAGAAAACCAGACAGGUUUUGAAGAAACUAAAGUUUUGUCGUCAUGAUCAAGAUCCCGACAUGGCCUGGUAUACGAAGAUGGAUUCUUGUUUGACGCCAUUACCUGAAGUUGAUGAGGCUGAGGAUCUCAAGACGGUGGCUGGAGGAAAGGUGGAGAAAUGGCCGGCGAGGUUAAACGCGGUUCCUCCGAGAAUAAACAACGGUGAUCUCAAGGAAAUCACACCGGAGGGUUUCUUGGGAGACACGAAACUGUGGAAACAGAGAGUUUCUUAUUACAAGACACUGGACUACCAGUUAGGCGAAACCGGGAGAUACAGAAACAUACUCGACAUGAACGCUUACGUCGGCGGAUUCGCGGCGGCUCUAGCAGAUGAACCGGUCUGGGUCAUGAACGUUGUCCCAGUCGAGGCUAAGCUCAACACUCUCGGUGUCAUUUACGAGCGUGGUCUAAUCGGAACGUAUCAAAACUGGUGUGAAGCGAUGUCAACGUAUCCAAGAACGUACGAUUUCAUCCAUGCGGAUUCGGUUUUCACGUUGUACCAAGAUAAGUGCGAACCGGAGGAUAUAUUAUUGGAGAUGGACCGGAUUCUUAGACCGGGUGGUGGUGUGAUUAUAAGAGAUGACGUGGACGUUUUGAUUAAGGUUAAGGAAUUAACCAAAGGGUUACAGUGGGAAGGUAGAAUUGCUGACCAUGAGAAAAGUCCUCAUGAGAGAGUGAAGAUUUACUACGCGGUGAAACAGUAUUGGACUGUCACUGCACCUGAGGAGGAAGAUAAAAACAGUACUAAAGCUCUCUCAUGAUUUUGAUUUUUGAGCUCUCUUCUUCUUCUUUUUUUCUUUUAAGUUCUUGUAAUGUUAUGUUUUUGAUUUUUUUAAAGCAAUAAUUUUUUGAUGAUUGUUGCCACAUUCUUAUCAUAUCAUAAAAGCAGUAGAAAUA
Brassica rapa (field mustard) is the source of this 2287-nucleotide messenger RNA. Its product is annotated as probable methyltransferase PMT16. Gene Ontology annotation, molecular function: methyltransferase activity. Gene Ontology annotation, cellular component: endosome; cytoplasm; trans-Golgi network. The record is from RefSeq and is a predicted model, not a curated record. NCBI's taxonomy places the organism in Eukaryota, Viridiplantae, Streptophyta, Magnoliopsida, Brassicales, Brassicaceae.